Messenger RNA from Glycine soja, 705 nucleotides. RefSeq names its product protein MAIN-LIKE 1-like. The transcript is spliced from 3 exons. The coding region runs from base 1 to 705 and encodes 234 amino acids. Gene Ontology annotation, biological process: meristem maintenance; meristem development. NCBI's taxonomy places the organism in Eukaryota, Viridiplantae, Streptophyta, Magnoliopsida, Fabales, Fabaceae. The record is from RefSeq and is a predicted model, not a curated record.
AUGGUAGAUGCUGACAUACAGGACACAGGUGUAGACACCGGUGCAGAGGCUGCUGCAGAUGAGCCUAUGGGAUUUCCAGGUGGACCGACUGACCCAUCAGUGCUGACUGAGUAUGCUGAGCAUGUUGCAGCUAGCGAACGUCCUGAAUUGAAGUUAUCCUCCCACAGGAGGAAGGUGCAGAAAUUAGGUAGGCCUGUCCCUGCCAUUGAGGGGCUAGUUGCUGGGACAGGACUAAAUCCUUUGAUCGUGUGUUUAGCAGACACCGACGAUCGAGGACUUAUAUCCUCGUUUGUGGAGAGGUGGCACCGAGAGAUAAGUAGUUUCCAUCUUCCUGUGGAGGAGGUUACCAUCACGCUAGACGACGUGGUGUCUCUUCUUCAUCUGCCCAUCAUUGGCGACUUCCAUACCUUCCAACCUCUGCACGUCGACAAGGCGGUGCUGAUGUUGGUCGACUUACUACUGGUCUCACCAGAGGCAGCCAGGGCCGAGACAGGACAUUGUCAUGGACCGUACAGUGCAAUCGAUGUUCAUGUUGUGUUCUUCGAUGCUCUGCGCGACCUCAGUCAGACUGGGAGGUAUGCAUGGGGAGCUGCUGCCCUAGUGCAUAUGUACGAUCACCUGAAUGAUGCCUGUAUCAGCACCAGCCGACAGGUUGCUGGUUACAUCACCUUGUUGCAAGUAAUUAACAUGUUUUUGAAAAGUUAA